UUGAAAGGUUGGCGCGCGCUUCGAGAGCGGCAGUUCGGCCUGCCCCGAGAAUGUCGGUGUUGCGGCCUCUAAGCAAGCUGCCCGGCCUGAACAUAGCCACCAUCUUGCUGGUGGGCUCGGAGGAUGCGCUUCUCCAGCAGCUGGCGGACUCGGUGCUCAAGGAGGACUGCGCGUCCGAGCUGCGGGUCCACUUGGCGAAGUCCCUCCCUCUGCCCUCUAAUGUGAAUCGACCCCGCAUUGACCUGGUUGUGUUCGUGAUUAAUCUUCACAGCAAAUACAGCCUGCAGGUUGUAGAGGAGUCCCUGCGCUACAUGGAUGCCAGCUUCUUCCUGGGCAAGGUGUGCUUCCUGGCCACGGGUGCUGGGCGGGACAGCCACUGCAGCGUCCACCGGAACGCGGUCGGGAAGCUGGCCCACACCUACCGAAGCCCCCUGUUCUUCUGCGACCUGGAGGUGGACACCUUCCGGGCCAGUCUGGCGCAGCGCCUGGUGCGCAUGCUGCAGGUCUGCGCCGGCCAUGUGCCUGGCGUCUCGGCGCUGAACCUGCUGUCCCUGCUGCGGAGCUCCGAGAGUCCCCCGCCAGAGGAGCUGUGAGGACAGGCAGAGCACAGCAGGCCCAGCCAGCCCUCCCAUCCCACACUCGCUCUGCCGGAGCCCUGGGUCUUCCUUGUGUGACACACACAUCCCUACUUAAGAUUUCACCAGAACAAAGGGCCGGUGGCUAAAAAUGGUCUGAAAAUCAUUGGUCUUAUCCACUACUUUGACUUUGCAGAUGAGGAAACUGACUCAGAACAAUGGGGGCGGGUGGGCUAUGGGCUCUACGAGCUGAGUGGCCCACAUCCUGGCCCUGCUCUUCCUAGGAACCUGGUUGUUGUCCUUGGGAGCCUCAGUUUCCCCAGGUGUGAGUCAAGAUGGUCAGUCUGCCGUGGCACAUCAUGGGGGUUGAAUGAAGUGACGGCUGUGUCACUCCCGUGUUUGCUUGGUUAAUCUCAGCACAGAAGUGGGAGGCACUCGGAGAACAACUGUGAUUUGAAAUCUCGCAGAGCUGCGCCUAACAGCUGGGAAUCGUGCCACCAAGGCCGGAGGUAUAUGAGGCCCGAGCAGCUGGCCUGAAGGCCCUGGGUUGCGGGGAGAGAUUAUGUGGACCCCGCAGCUUGCCGCCUCCUGCCUCUGCUAGGCUAUUUGUGGAAGUGCUGGGACAGGGCUCUAGGAACCCUGUCAUUCUGGUGAAAGCCCAGUGCCACUGCUGCAGGGACAGGGGAGCACCCAGAUGCUCAGAACUUGGCGCUGAAGAGUGGCCCGGCGCCUGAGGCCUUUUGCAGAAACCUGGGUGCUUCCUGCCCUCAGCCCCAGCCCAGCCCUGCAUGACAUCCUGGCAGCGCAGCCUAUGCUGUGGUGUCACCAGUGUCCCUGGUACACAGGCUCCUGCUCUUCUUCAGAGGAUGGGCCAACUUCUAACCCUUGUCAGUGCCAGGAGGGUAGGGCCUGCCACCAGCACCUGGCCCGGGCCGCCCCUGUCACUGGUGUACAGCGAGGCCUUGUUCAUACCUGGCUGGCUCCACGGCAGCCCUGGGCCCCACUGAAGACCUCAGCUGUGCGGAUCCGGUCGUGGCCCCAGAGUCACCUGACAUUUGCAGCACAUCACGCUUCGCCGAGCUCUUCUCAAAGCAGCCACCCCUCCCCCCAGCAGCCCUGUGAGGUCACCAAUUUCUCUCCAUUUUACAGUUUCUGAAACUGAGACUAUUGUCAUCAGGGGUGUGGCUGCUGUCACAUGGCCAGGUGGUCCUGUAGGGCUUGACUGGCAUUGUGGUGUCUCUGCCAGGCAGGCCUGAGCUGGAGACGAGAGGCCUGAGCAGAGGCCCAUGAGUGGCCUUCUCAAAGGGCCUGGGGACACAUCAUCAUGAGUCCCUUUGGUGUCCUGUGCUGGAAGGGGGCUCUGCAGGGCCCUGGGGAGGAUGCUGCGUGGACACGGCCUGUUCCCUGUCCUGGACAUGUCCCCUGUGCUGCAGACACAAGGCCUUCCCACAGCUCUGACCCUGCCCCAGCCAGCAUGGGGCAUGCCUCUCACACCAGGUCCCUGUGCCACAUUUUCUUUGCCACCUGGUGCCAUUUAACAAGAGAAAUGGCAUUGCAUUCUCCAGCGAGAACCUGGGAGCCUUCCAAAUGCCAAGGGAACUCAACAUGUCACCGCUGCCAGCUCCCUGCCGAGCCUGGCACAGUCUGGAACUGAGAGGCCGCCUCGAGCUGGGGGUUGGCCUGCCCUGCCUCACAGCAAAGCUGAGUGACAUGUAGAUGACAGCCAGGUGCCCUGGCCCUGCUGUCCCCAGAAGGCUGGGGAUGGAUGGACAAGUAAUUGUUGAUUGCCAACACCUGGGGCCCAUGGCGCUGUCCCAGAGGUGACCGAGGGAGGCAAUGUCCUCUCCUGUCCCUGUAUCCAGUGAGUGUCUGGAGUUAUGCCUGGGGCUGUGGUGGGAGAGGCAGGAGCCGGAAGUUGCCCGCUCUCUUGCGUACAGUGGGUCGCAGAGUGGGGCUCACUGGUUGGAGGAAGGCUUUUCUUUCCUUGGUCAUGCAGACUGGCAUUGUACUUACAGUAAUUCUCCUGCCUCGGCCUACUUGGUGCUGGGAUUAGAGGUGUGUACUACUAAGCUCAGCUUGGAGACAGUUUUUCAGGGUGAUUAAAGACCCUGAGUUCCAGAUUUGAGUGAGGAUGACUUGGGAGAUGCUUCUGCUGGGCCAAGAAGCCACCAGGUCUCUGCUUUCAUGAGCCCUGUGGUCUGGGUGA
Molecule: messenger RNA, 2781 nt
Organism: Octodon degus (degu)
Lineage: Eukaryota; Metazoa; Chordata; Mammalia; Rodentia; Octodontidae
Gene: Cenpm
Product: centromere protein M
Exons: 6
Coding region: 51-593 (180 amino acids)
Source: RefSeq, a predicted model, not a curated record